UGGUGGCGUGGCACCGCCCGGCGGGGCGGGGGACUGGCAGGGGAGGUGGCCGUGCCACCGCCCCUCGGCGGGACCCCCCUGGGGAGCGGUGCGGGCGGCCAGCGCCGAGCCAGCUCUUGUCCUGCGUUGCCAGAGGCUGUCGCCAUGACCCUCACCAAAGGCUCCUUCACCUACUCCAACGGGGAGGAGUACCGCGGCGAGUGGAAGGAAGGUCGCAGGCAUGGCAUCGGGCAGCUGACAUUUGCCGACGGCACCGCUUACGUGGGACACUUCGAGAACGGUCUCUUUCACGGCUGUGGUGUGCUCACCUUCUCCGAUGGCUCCAGGUACGAGGGGGAGUUUGUGCAGGGCAAGUUCAACGGCGUCGGCGUCUUCACCCGCUGUGACAACAUGACCUUUGAGGGCGAGUUCAAAGGCGGGCGCGUGUAUGGUUUUGGUCUCCUGACCUUCCCGGACGGCUCCCACGGGGUGCCCCGCAACGAGGGCUUCUUCGAGAACAACAAACUGCUGCGGCGGGAGAAGUGCCCGGCCAUCAUCCAGAGGGCCCAGGGCGCCUCCAAGUCUGCCCACAACCUGAUGGCGUGACGGUGCCCCGCAUCCCCCUCCUGCUGCGGUGGGGACCCCCACACCAGGCACUGGCUGGCCCCGCUUCCCCGGAGCAGGGAUGUGGCACUGCUGUGUGGCCCCCCUGCCCUCUGCCUGCUGGCCACCCAGCCUUGGCGGGGCCGGGGGUCCGCAGCAAGCCCCCUUGCUGAACCCCUGCCAGUGCGGGGGGAUGGGGCCCCCCUCUCUCCACCUAAGUGCCCCAGGGUGGCUGUGGUGCCUUCUCUCUCUGGCUGUAGCCCUAGCACCCGCUGGAGCAGCCGGGACCCAGCCCCUCUCCCCUCUCAGGAAGGCUGCGGAUCACCGGGGCUGCCAGCUGGCCGCAGGGGACAGAGUGGGGGUGUAGGGGCUGGGGCUGGCCCCGUAUCCCACUGCCAGGGUGCCUUGGUCAUGGGCUGUUGGCUGGACCACGCACCCACAGAGGGGCAGCUCCUGGCCCGCUUUGCUACCCUGGUCCUGAGGCAGGGUGGGCACCCCGUGGCCUGUGCCCUCAGCUCUGGGUGACCGACCAUCCCCCAGCGUGCCCUGGGCAGGGUGACAUGGUGCCCCCAAAGGACCCAGCUUGCUCUCAGGGCCAGUUGAGGGUCUGUAUCCCCCUCAUCCCUGUGCCAAUUCUGCCCACCCAUUGCCUUGGGGACAUGUGCAGCAGCAUCCCCACCAAGGGGGACAGGGGGACGCCCUGCCUGGCCCGUGUCUGCUGCACACUGCGGGUGGGCAGGAGCGAUGACGAGCAAGGAGCAGGGUCAGCCAGAGCCCAGGAUGAGGGGCAUGAGCAGGGCUGCAUGGGGUGCAGGGGGCCUGGGGAGGGCAGGCGGGGAUAGGGGCAUGGCGAGGCGGCAGGGGGCACACAGCUCCCAGUCUUGUCCCCCGCACGCAUCCUUCAUCUCCCUGCUUUGUGCUCACCCCCCGGUGCGGCCUGGCUGGCCACGGCGCGGGGGUCCCGGCAGCCCUCGCAGCCCGGUGGUGGGCUGGAGGGGCCGUGCCCUCCCUGCCGGUCUCUGCCCGCACCGGUCCUGUGCCUUGCCGUGACCCUGCCUUGUGCUGCCGCCUGCACGGGCCUCAGCUGAGUAAACCACGUUG
Chroicocephalus ridibundus (black-headed gull) is the source of this 1683-nucleotide messenger RNA. It is a transcript of the gene MORN4, whose product is annotated as MORN repeat containing 4. Bases 145 to 585 code for a protein of 146 amino acids. Gene Ontology annotation, biological process: response to axon injury. NCBI's taxonomy places the organism in Eukaryota, Metazoa, Chordata, Aves, Charadriiformes, Laridae. The record is from RefSeq and is a predicted model, not a curated record. The transcript has 5 exons. Gene Ontology annotation, cellular component: cell projection.